Molecule: messenger RNA, 1164 nt
Organism: Purpureocillium takamizusanense
Lineage: Eukaryota; Fungi; Ascomycota; Sordariomycetes; Hypocreales; Ophiocordycipitaceae
Exons: 3
Coding region: 1-1164 (387 amino acids)
Source: RefSeq, a predicted model, not a curated record
AUGUACUCCAAGAACCUCACGGUCACGGCUUGCAAAGAGCCCGUUCGCAAUAAAUCGAGCCGAUACGUUGCCAUUUCAAACUCAUUUUCCAUCGUCGCAUCCAUUUUCGUCAUACAACGCUUCGCCUACAAGUUCUGGGCAAAGAUGGAUUUCGGGUUAGACGAUCUGUUUACCCUAAUCGCGCUCCUUGUCAGCUUGCCCGCCACUUAUAUCAACGCUCACCCCCUGGUCUCCAACGGCAUCGGCCGUGAUACCUGGACCCUGACUCUGAAGCAGUUGAUUGCAUUCAUCAAACAUUUUUAUAUCUUGGAGAUUAUUUACUUUGCCGAAGUUUCUCUUAUGAAACUGGCCCUCUUGUUCUUCUACAUCCGCAUCUUUCCAACGACUAAGGUCCGCUGGCUGCUUUGGGGCACCGUUGUGGUCGUGUCCCUAUUUGGGUUGAUUUUUGUGUUCCUGGCAACUUUCCAGUGCACCCCCAUUGAGUAUUUCUGGUGGCAGUGGGCUUACGAUGGGAAGCAUCGUGGCAAGUGCAUCGACAUAAUGGGCAUUUGCUGGAGCAAUGCCGCUAUAAGUAUCUUACUGGAUCUAUGGAUGCUUGGUAUCCCGCUAUGGCAGCUGCGAAACCUGAAGCUCGAUAUGCGGAAGAAGAUUGGCGUUGGGAUGAUGUUUUGCGUAGGUAUUUUCGUCACCAUUGUCAGCAUGCUCCGGCUCGAAUCGCUGGUCCAGGCCGGUGCCAGCACCGUCAAUCCGACAUGGGAGUUUGUCGCGGCAGGCGUUUUGUCGACGGCAGAGAUCAACGUCGGCAUCAUUUGCAUCUGCAUGCCGUCGCUGCGACUGCUACUCGUAAGGCUGUUUCCCGCUUUGCGCAGCGUGUCGACACGGUACUACGGUAGAUCUACGAACGGACCGCAGCGAUCAGAGACUGCUGCGGGCCGUUCUGGGCUUCCGCGGGGGCCGAGCACGAGAUCGCACGCGGAGCGGUCGAAGAAGCAGAAGCCUCGGACAGGUGCCAACGAGGACCAGAUUACAUACCACACCUCGUACUCGGCCGAGUUUGGCGACAAGAGCGUCGACAGGUACAACGACGACGUGCAGCUGGUUCGCAUGGGCGAUGGAGAUAUGACGAGCGCGAGGUCGGCGAGUGGCGCUUCCAGCUACUCAUGA